Molecule: messenger RNA, 842 nt
Organism: Loa loa (African eye worm)
Lineage: Eukaryota; Metazoa; Nematoda; Chromadorea; Rhabditida; Onchocercidae
Exons: 6
Coding region: 1-807 (268 amino acids)
Biological process (GO): protein stabilization
Molecular function (GO): protein-folding chaperone binding; adenyl-nucleotide exchange factor activity
Source: RefSeq, a predicted model, not a curated record
AUGAAUUCUAGUAAUACUCGUACUGUUCCGGUACAAUUAAUUAGGAAGACAUCGGUUGAUGAUUUUAAUGAACGAAUGAUCGGAAUGUUGGAUCAAGUGGAAAAACGGGUGGAACAGCUAAGAAAUUUUCGUAUUGUUCGACCAGUAAAUUCAUCAUCAUCAUCAUCAUCAGCUAACCAUUUGUUUGACAUAGAGCAAGACGGUUACGCAAAUCAUCAUUCACAUCAGACAGUAAUGAAUUCUAGUAAUACUCGUACUGUUCCGGUACAAUUAAUUAGGAAGACAUCGGUUGAUGAUUUUAAUGAACGAAUGAUCGGAAUGUUGGAUCAAGUGGAAAAACGGGUGGAACAGCUAAGAGAAUCAGCUGGACUAUUGGAACAAGAAAAAGAAUCAUUAAUUAAUAUGCUUGGAAAUGUGAAUUUAGAUUCUGAGCUAUUACGUUUAGGACAAGGUGAACGAGACGAUAUUAGUGCGACAGCUAGUCGUUUAUUAAAUCGUUGUAAAGCUGUUGAAGUUGUCGUAAAUACGCCACGUAAUGCGGAACAAGCACAGGCUUUAAAUAAUGUUAAUAAUUUGAUUGAAGCAGCGAUGAAUAAGAUGAAAGAAGAUUUAAAUAAUGCAAAAGAGGCAAUGAAGCGUUUUUUAAAUGCUUGUUCACCGGAUCCACCCGAUGGACCAAUUGAUCAACGAUUCCAAGCUCAAGUCAUCGAAUGUACAGCAGAUGACCAGAAGAAAAUUCGUCGUCGUUUAGGCAUUUUGAUUAAUCAGAUCGAACGUGCUCAACGUUACAGUGCUCCAGAAUUUUAAAAACUAUACCAUUUGCUUACGCUUAUCAUUUUUGC